This is a messenger RNA of Rhineura floridana, 10579 nucleotides long. RefSeq names its product neuropilin 1 (gene NRP1). Bases 943 to 3720 code for a protein of 925 amino acids. NCBI's taxonomy places the organism in Eukaryota, Metazoa, Chordata, Lepidosauria, Squamata, Rhineuridae. The transcript is spliced from 17 exons. Gene Ontology annotation, molecular function: semaphorin receptor activity; vascular endothelial growth factor receptor activity. Gene Ontology annotation, cellular component: membrane. The record is from RefSeq and is a predicted model, not a curated record. Gene Ontology annotation, biological process: vascular endothelial growth factor signaling pathway; axon guidance; angiogenesis.
UCUCUUAUUGCCACUGAGUUGCGCUUCUCCUCCUCAGGCUGCAGGAAGGAGCAGCCGCGUGACCGCUUGGCACUCCUGCUACCUUCUCCCACUGACACCGCCACCACCACUGACCUGGAUUAUCGCAGGCAGCGGCGGCGUCCCAUCGCUAUAGGGUGCCAAGCCCAAACCGCCGCUUUGCGACGCUCACCAGCGGCCAGGUCAAGAGCGAGCGGGCGCUGGGAGUAAGUAGUAGGCAUCGUGCCACAUCUCGAGUCUCCUCGCGAACAGAUCUCCCUUCAAAGGUCGCUCCGGAGGAAGAUGCCUGUGCCCCUCCUUCCGUGACAGGCGAGCUGAUCGAGGGGUUAAGAGGGCAGGCGGGAGGGGAGGAAGAGGGCUGAAGUUGGCCGCACGCGCGCGCGCGCGCACACACACACACAAAGUCGCCUCCUUCCUCAUCUUUGCUUUCCCUCCUUCCUUCACGCAACGGACAGGCACCCUUCUCUUCCCGGUGAACCCUUCCCUUGGAGAGUUUUGCAUCCAGCUUAGAGAAGAAAGAAAGCUGCAAAGGAUCCCCACCCCGCCACCCCUUCCCCUUCACUGGUGUAACUUCCUUGUUAGUUUUUCCGCCCGGUUUAUUUAUUAUUUUUUAAAUAAAGUCUGUUUGGAAAUGGCAAAGGCAGUGACGCCUGGAAAGGAAGCAAGUGUGGGAAAAGGCAGAGGAAACCGGAGCUAAAUGACAGGAUGCAGGAGACUUGAGGAGAUACACAAAAAACCGAAAAGCGUCUCUUGCUACUAACGGGACUCUUGUUGCUGCUGCCGCCGCUCCCACUACUGUGCGACAGAGCCAGCUUUCUGAUCUUUUUGACCAGCUCUACUGGAGGAUUUAAGAUCUAAGAGGAAUUGUGUGCUGAGAGACUGGAUAUUUUAUUUUCUCCACUCUUUCUACACUGAGAAAGGAAGAUGGACUGGGGACUUUUCCUGUUCUGUGCAGCCCUCACCAUCACCCUUGGCAGGGCUUUGAAGAGUGAUAAAUGUGGUGAAAAUAUAAAAAUUGUAGAGCCUGGAUAUCUCACCUCUCCUGGCUACCCUAAUACUUAUCAUCCAAGCCAAAAAUGUGAGUGGCUGAUCCAAGCUCCUCAACCUUACCAGAGAAUUAUGAUCAACUUCAACCCUCACUUUGAUUUGGAGGACAGAGAGUGCAAGUACGAUUAUGUUGAAGUGAUUGAUGGAGACAGUGCAAAUGGCCGAGUAUGGGGAAAGUUUUGCGGCAAGAUUGCCCCCCCUCCUGUGAUAUCUACCGGACCAUACCUCUUAAUCAAGUUUGUCUCUGAUUAUGAAACACAUGGAGCAGGCUUUUCCAUUCGCUAUGAAGUUUUCAAAAAAGGACCAGAAUGCUCCAGAAACUUUACAUCUAUGAGUGGGGUGAUCAAGUCACCAGGAUUCCCUGAAAAAUAUCCCAAUAGCCUUGAAUGCACUUAUAUUGUCUUUGCACCAAAGAUGUCAGAGAUUAUACUGGAAUUUGAAAGCUUUGAACUGGAAGCAGAUACAAAUCCUCCAAUAGGAGUGUUCUGCCGCUAUGACCGAUUAGAAAUCUGGGAUGGAUUCCCUGAAGUUGGCCCUCACAUAGGCCGAUACUGUGGGCAGAAUACACCAGGCCGUGUCCGUUCCUCAACCGGCAUUCUUUCCAUGGUUUUCUAUACCGACAGUGCAAUAGCAAAAGAAGGAUUCUCUGCAAACUACACUGUCUUGCAAAACAGUGUAUCAGAAGAUUUCCAAUGUGCUGAACCGCUUGGUAUGGAAUCUGGUGAAAUUCAUUCUGACCAAAUCAGUGCCUCUUCCCAGUAUAGCACCAACUGGUCUUCUGAAAGGUCUCGCUUAAACUACCCUGAAAAUGGGUGGACACCUGGAGAAGAUUCCAUCAGGGAAUGGAUACAGGUGGACUUGGGCCUUCUCCGCUUUGUUUCUGCCAUCGGGACCCAGGGAGCCAUCUCAAAAGAAACUAAGAGAGUAUACUAUUUGAAAACAUACCGAGUGGAUACUAGCUCCAAUGGAGAAGACUGGAUUUCAGUUAAAGAUGGAAAUAAUAAACCUUUGGUGUUCACAGGGAACACAAACCCCACUGAUGUUGCUUACAGAACAUUUCCCAAGCCAAUCCUGACACGGUUUGUUCGCAUCAAACCUGCAAGCUGGGAAACUGGGAUAUCACUGAGAUUUGAAGUGUAUGGCUGUAAAAUUACAGAUUAUCCUUGCUCUGGCAUGCUGGGUAUGGUGUCUGGGCUCAUCACUGACUCUCAGAUUACUGCAUCAAAUGAAUUUGAGCGAAACUGGAUCCCAGAAAAUGUCCGUCUUAUAACGAGCCGUGUAGGGUGGGCACUGCCACCACCCACCACUCACACAUACUCAAAAGAGUGGCUCCAGAUAGACCUUGGUGAAGAGAAGAUAGUGAGAGGCAUAAUCGUCCAGGGAGGCAAACACAGAGAGAACAAAGUCUUCAUGAGAAAGUUCAAGAUUGGAUACAGCUACAAUGGAUCAGACUGGAAAUGGAUUAUGGAUGCCAGCAAGAGGAAGGCCAAGGUUUUUGAAGGCAACACCAACUAUGACACUCCUGAGCUCCGCACUUUUGAGCCUAUAACAACCAAGUUCAUCCGUGUUUACCCUGAGAGAGCCACCCAUGGUGGACUGGGACUGAGGAUGGAACUAUUGGGCUGUGAAAUUGAAGUACCUACAUCUGUCCCAACCACUCCUGACAGCAACCUUAUGGAUGAGUGUGAUGAUGAUCAAGCAAACUGCCACAGCGGAACAGGUGAUGACUUCCAGUUGACAGGCAGUACCACAGCCAUGAUAACAGAAAAGCCAACAGCCAUUGACACCACAGUACAACCAGAACUCCCAGCAUAUGGUUUCAACUGUGGUUUUGGCUACAGUUCUCAGAAGACAAUCUGUCGUUGGGAGCAUGAUGGCCAACUGGACUUGAGGUGGGCAGUGCUCACCAGCAAAACAGGGCCCAUUCAAGACCACACAGGAGAUGGCAAUUUCAUUUACUCACAAGCUGAUGAAAACCAGAAAGGCAAAAUUGCACGGCUCAUCAGCCCCAUCGUCAACCCACAGAACUCUGCGCUCUGCAUGACUUUCUGGUAUCAUAUGGCGGGGGACCAUGUUGGCACACUAAGAAUCAAACUACGGUACCAGACAAAUAAGGAGUAUGAUCCGGUCUUGUGGAUGCUAAGUGGAAAUCAGGGAAACUGCUGGAAAGAAGGGCGGGUCUUUCUACGUAAAUGUGCAAAACAUUAUCAGGUGAUGGUGGAAGGAGAAAUAGGAAAAGGAUCUGGAGGAAUUGCAGUUGAUGACAUUUACUUUGACAACCACAUAGCCCAGGAGGAAUGCCAAAAGUCAAACGAUGCAGGGAGCAAAAGAGCCAAAGUGGAGCCAGAUAUUAAUCAAACAGGGUUUAUGCCUGAUUAUCGUGAAAAUGGGGAGUCUUUCAACAAUAACAUCUCUAGGAAGCCAGGCAAUGUGCUGAAGACUCUUGAUCCCAUUCUAAUCACCAUCAUAGCCAUGAGUGCAUUAGGGGUGCUUUUGGGGGCCAUCUGCGGCGUUAUUCUGUACUGCGCCUGUUGGCACAAUGGAAUGUCAGAUAGGAACUUAUCUGCACUGGAGAACUACAAUUUCGAACUUGUGGAUGGUGUAAAAUUGAAAAAAGACAAACUGAACGCACAGAAUACUUACUCAGAGGCAUGAAGACAGAGGAGCAGCUAAAGAAGUUUUGGAGAAUGGAGAUGGAAGAACAUGUAACUAGCUUAUGCUGGGGAACUGUGGAUCUUCUUUUACUGUACAGGCUGGAAACUGUGUUCAGGACGCUGAGCCAAGCUUUUCUCAGGAGCUUCAGUGAGUGUAACAGAUAUCCUAAAACAUGGACAAUAAUCUGUGUUAAACAAUCUGAAUCAUGUACAGUCUACUUCUGUUUCUGUUUUAAUUUGAAAUAAUCAAAUGCUGGUGUUGAGACCAAGUAUGAUUGACUUAAGAGGGGGUGUUUUUGUUUGUUUGUUUGUUUCCCCCCCCUCUUGAUUUGUUUUCUUCCUUUCUUCUUUCCUGACCCAACAAUUUUUGAUGAGUAAGUUUUAUUUUUUACUGUGCAAAAAUCCGAGAUGCUGUCACAAAGUGUAUGUUGGUGGGGGGUCCUUUGGAUGGGCAUUCUGUCUGUAGCUUGGUGCCCAGAAAGAAGGGGGUGGAAUUGAAGUAACAGCAACUUGGUGGAUUCCUGAACCUGUAUUUGUGUAUAAUUGCUUGUGUUGUGCAUAGGCAAAGAAGGGUUAGGGUGUUUUUGAAAAAAAAAAGUACUGUAGCAUCAGUACUGGUAUAGUGUGUCAGCUCUGUUUACCAAGCAAUACAGUCAGAAUUUUAUUGAUGUUUCUCAAUGUUGUGCUAACUUUGUGCUUGUGAAUUCCAUACGAGAAAUGCGUGCCAUCACCCAGAAACAACCGGCGAACCAAGUGUACUGCCUAUAACUGUAAGAAAAACAAAGCAAAAGUCCUUGGCACUGGCUAGUGUGUGUCCUCUCAAGUGCCUUUUUGUUUGUACUGCUUCUCAUUGUGUUAACAUUAACUCCAGCUUUGUCUCUCUCCAGUUAUGUCCUUGCCCUUAUUACUUACCCUAGGGCUCACUGACUAACAAGAAAGUAUAUUUUACUGUGAGUACAUCUUGGGAAGGGCUAAGGAAACUGGACAACCUGGUGGCUUGAUUCUUCCACUUUCCUGUAUUUAAAUUUCAUGUCUUUGGACCAUUUUUGUACAAAGCUGCAAUACCUUCCCCCUUUUCUUCCUCCUUUUAUCGUUCUUUCAUAUAGAAUGUAUUUUCAAAUAUAAGCGAUCUCUCUCUCUCUCUUACUCUCUCUCUCUUUGUCUUUGAGUAAGUUGUUGCAUAAGCAUUUGCCAUUGUCAAGGAAAGCAAAUGCAGCUUUAAUUUGCUGGUAAUGGCAGAAAGGAUUUUAUUAGACGUUUGUGUCAUGUUUUGUUUUAAUUGUUAAAGUAAGGGAAAUUUCUUACGUUUACCCUCCAAAGUUGAACUUUGGGUUUUCUUGUUAAUUGCAUAAAGUGACAGUAUCUUUUUUUUUCCUUUAGUAAGCCAUGAAAAAAGUACAAGGCAUUCAUAUUAAUAGACAGCAGUGAAGAGUUUUUGUUACAGAGUAAAAAGGAUUCUUGCCAUCUCUUAGCCCUGCUGUCCAAUUUAAGGGUGAUCAUCUUUGUGGAGGACUCGUUCGUGCUACUUAAGCUUAUUACACUGAUGCUGCUACAUAUAGAUGGUGCUAUGUUGGCUUGGUCAACAACUCAUUUGCUUAACAAAAUCAAUACAUAAAAUACUAAUCCUAAACCAGGAUAAAAUAAUGGUAGAAUGAAUACCCAUAACAUUCUAACGGGAAGAAUAUACCAAGCCAGAUUCUACCACAUGGAUGAAUUUGUCUCCGAUGGCUCUUCUGUUGGCUAAUCCAGAGCACUGUGUAUACACAUUUUUGCAGUUCCCCUCUUUUUCUUUUUCAGGAGCACCUGACAAUAUUGAAAAGAAUGUCUACACACACAAAAUUGACCACUGAUGCAGUGUCUUUAGAAAUUACAUUAUUUGCCAAACUGGCAUGAAGAACACUCUGUUGAUAGGGAUGGUCCUUCCUCUGGGAGUGACAGGCAAGAUCUUUACCAAUCUUCUACCUCUAUCUCCAGGGGAAGGAGUCAUCCCUCUCACCAGACUGACCCUGUCUGUGGGUUGGCCAGGACAUGGGUAUGGUUUGCUCUGCACCUCUUCCAAUCUGUUUUUGCUAACCAAUGGUGUAGUGAGUCCUCCUCUCCAGUGUGUUAGGUGGCAUGUGUGUGUGGGUUCCCUUUCCCUAGAUUGGCUCCUGACUUCCCUGGAGGUCACUUAUCCAUUUUCCUUUUCCCCAUCCGUUGUCUGGGUUUAGGGGGGGAGAGGGAGUGGGUGUUCAUUUUGUGAGGGGAGAGAGCUCUUUUUUGUUUCCAAGGCUGUCUCUGGGACCCUGCUGAGAUCAGAGGUGGGGGUGGAUGUUUGCCCUCUCUCCUGCUGCCACUUUCAGUUCAGACAGACUUUUUGGCAGGAACGCCAUUUUGAGUAGCUAGGUGUAAUAUUUUUGGCAGGAGCGCUAUCUUGGUUUACUGUGUCUUUUUUGGAUGCCCAGUUUGGGGAUCUUGCUGCCCAGUUUGGGGUACAUUUGGGGUGCCAUGGGAAGCAAGAUUUCAGUGUGUAGUUUCAAAGGGUGGCACAUGCUUUUAUGUUGUGUUUUCUCCCCCACCCAGGUAGUGAAUUUUCCUGGCAGCAGCAGGUAGUUCCCACCAAAAGAUGCAGCAGGUGGGUUGGUCUGCACUUCUGUGUCUUCCUCCUCCUCAUCUCAUCCUCACUCUAUUCUUCCCCCCUCCGGCAAAGGACCGAGGAUCUGGAGGUCCAGCCUGCCAUCUGGUGGGUGGCCACUGCUUCUCCUGGGAAGGCAGUGAUGGACCUUAUCUGGGGGAGAUGUUCCCUCAGUCCUGGAGCAUUCACUCCAGGAGGGAGGAAAGGGUGCUCUCUCUGAUGAGAAGUUGGAGGUGGUCACCCUGCCACAGCACCUUUUUCCUUCUGAAGUAUUUUAGACACUUUUGACAACGAUACGCAGAGUGCUGCAGCUCCCAGAUAAUGAUCUGUCGGCUGUCAGUACCAAGGCUUCUCCAGCUCCAGAGACUACGAAGGCUUUGCCUUCUGCUGCUGCCAUGGUGCUAUUCCACUUUGGCAUCUAUCGUUAUCAUUCCCUCAGAACGAGAAGAUGGUCAGAAAGAACCCUGAGAGAAAUGUGUUGAGAGGGGCCUUCAGCACAAUUUUGAGGUGGAUACGAUGGCCUUCAGGGCUGCAGCAACUUCCUUCCUUUUUGCAUGAGCACCUUGUAUGUGGGCAGAGGAAUUGGGGUUCAAAGAUGAUGUCCCUGCACUCCACAAGGAUAUGUUGAAAAAGAUUUCACAUGCCUCAGCCUUCACUGGAUGUGCUCCAAUUUUCCUCCAGAUGAAUGACAGCCACCAUGGUCAGAAGGAACAUGUGACUUAGACAGUGAGAAAUGGACCAGGCAUCCCAGCAAAAAUUGGUCAGCCUCCCAUUUGGGGGCUCUCAACUUUUGGGGGGACCACUGGAAAAGCAUUUGUAUGAAACAAAGAGCAAGAAGAAGGUGCUCCCUUCCAUUUGAAAAGGAUGAAUGGAAGAGGUGCCAAAGUGAUUCCUUUCAUAAUCACAAAAACUAAUUGAAACCCUGAGGCUGCAGAAACUCCAAAGUCUGCUGUGAAUCCAGGUCGGGAGUGGGAACAGCUUGCCUCUAAACAGGCAACUGGCUCCUCCUCCUCUUCCUCCAAGUUCUGCAAAGGUGCUGAGAAGCGCACCUCCACUUAACAUGACCAGAAGUCUGGAUCAGGUUCUGGUGGGGGCUCUGCUUCUGCACUUUGUGGACAAAUGGCAGAGCAUCACCUUGGAUAGGUGGGUACUGGACACCAUCACAGCCGCCUACUUCCUGGAAUUCUCCCAGACUCCACACAGCAAGUUCCUCCCAUCCCCAAGGUCUCAGAAACUGAACAAGCACCAGAACUACAGGAAGGCCAUUGCCCAUGAUUGCCAUUUAUGCAACAGAUCUGGUACCCACCUCAAGGGUAAGCAGCCUCCAGCGGACAUGUUGGCAUACCUAACGAGGGAAGCUGUUGCCUCAGCUGCAUACUGAGGUGCAUUCCCAAUCAUUGAUAUCCAUAGGGCAGCUACCUGGGCCUCUGGGCACACCUUCACAAAGCAUUCUCAUGUGGAUGUGUUAUCUUCUGAUGUUGCAUUCAGCAGGAGGGUGUUGCAAAGGGUCAUCCCCAAUUAGGCAUGUCAGAGAGGAAACCCACCCUUGGAUAAGAUCGCUCUGUUACAUCCCUAUCAACAGAGUAUCCUCCACUCCAGUCUGGCAAAAGUGGACAUUUUACUUAUAGUGAAUUGCUGUUUGCAGCCUGGAGUGGAAACACACGACCCACCUCUCACUUCCUCUGCGUAGUAGGAGCUGUGCUGUGUAGUUUACCACUGAGUUGGGGUGGACUGUAACUGAGUUGUUGCUGAGUCUUAGUUUGGCCGGUUGUUUUCAGUUUUUCUUCUUGGGUUGUUCUCCCCUUAUAUGUUUGGGGUAGUUUGUAUGUGUGACGUUGAGGAGUUGUCUCACUCAGCCAGUUGGUCUGGUGAGAGGGGUGACUCCUCCCUCUGGAUAGGAGGAAGAUUGGUAAGGAUCCUGCCUGUCACUCCCAGAGGGAGGAUCAUCCCUAUCAACAGUAUCCAAUUCGCAGUAAGUAAAAGUUCUGCUUUUAUGAAAUAAGGCCUCAAUUACACAAGAGGUCAAGUCAUCACAAGGUAAUUUUGCCUUAUCAGUGCUGUGUGUGGCAAAUAUUUUGUAUAAAUGCAUAUUAGCAUGAUGAGAGCUGGUAUUUACUAUAUCAAAGCAAACCUUAGAAAACUAUGCUUUGCUCCAGGAGCUGUAAAUAUGAGUUAUCACCCACACAAGGUUGUAUUUCAAGCUCCAUAAGAAAAAUCAACUUGACAAAAUGUAGCAUGUGAAUCAGAUUUUAGAUAUCCAACCUACACUGAAAUUGGCUCACUUUGCUAGUUUAUUAUCCCAAAGGGAAGAGCAGGCUCAGACAAUUUUCAACUGCACUUGUUUCAUGUAAUAUUUAGAUGCAUUAUGUAAUUAUUGAAUCUUCCUUAGGGUUGCUUGUCACAUGGACAUCUUAAAAUCCAUGACUUAAAUACAUGCAAAUAUCAUUUAAGGACAGUGAAUUUCAUUGCAAAUAUGUGCAGUUGACAGAACUCCAGAAGCAACAAGUCAAACUCAUGUUUUGGCAUUGAAGGAUUGGUUCGCACAUGCAGGUAGACACUGAACAUGAAGUUGCCUUCCAUCAAGCCAGGCUAUUGUUUCAUCUAGCCCAGUAUUGUCCAUACUGAUAGGCAGUAGCUCUCCAAGGUGUCAAGUGAAGAAGGGUCUUUCCUAGCUCUGCUAUAUGAGACACUUUUAAAUCUAGGUAAGCUGGGGAUUGAAUCUGGGACCUUAUGCACGCAGAGCAUCUGUUCUACACUGAACUACAGCAUUUCCUUAGCACUUUAUCUCUUCACUUCAUUAUUCAACUAUUGGUGAUUCUCAAUUCUGUGAACUGACAUUGUAGGGUAUUGUAUUUUGAGCUGAUGCUGGAUAAUAUCAAAGUUUUUAUCUGUGAUGCCUCAUUCACACAUGAGUAAUCACUGGAUGUUACUACAAAACAGGUGGUGAACAUGCAUGUGUGAGCCCAUCCCAGUAGAGUACAACCUUUACUCUCAUUUGAUGCUUGUUUAAGGCACCAAAUAUUAUUCAGUGCAGAACAGAACCCAGAAGUGACAGGUGGACUGUUCCAGAGGAUCACUAACAUUAUUUAAAUGAUCUUGCAUUGAUCUUAAGUUGCACAUAUGAAGAAAGUAAUAUCACAAGAAGGCCUCAGGAGGCAACAUGGAACAUAUUUGCAUGAAUACAUUCUGCAUAUCACACAUAUCUUUCCUCAGUUGGGGGGGGGGGAAUCCCAUUCUUGGAAGCCCAAAUAAACUCAUUAAAAAAAAUUAGUUUGUUUAAAUGGAUGUGGGGUUAGCUAUUUGUUUUGUUCUACUUGGAACCGAAAAGCUUUUGGCUGCAAUCCAUCAGACAUUGCUACUGUGCAUCCUCUAUUUGUUUCAAUGUGUGCCAGCUCCAGAGAAACAGAUGAAGUUGUACAAGAGCAGUGGUUGGUGCAUUGCACCCUUUCUUCCUAUGGCUUCAUCCUAAAACCUGUGGUGCCAGCCAAUAAAUGCCUGUGGUGGGGAGUAUUGGCUGUUGCACCGCUGUGACAUCCUGAAAUAGAAAAAAAAAUACAUGAAUAUUACUUCAGCGUUGGGCAGAUAUGCCAGCACAGAUAUUUGGAGUUGGUGAGCCAGAGUGCUAGUCGUAUGAAGAGAAUAAGGAAACCUGAUUGCUGUGGCUGUUUAAUGCUAGGGGGGGGAAACCAAGGGAUUUGAUUUCUUCAAACAGGAAUUGAAUGAAAACUGCCCUUCAGCAAAGGAAAAAUGAUACUGAAACUUUAAAUGAAAAAGAAAGUAUCUUGCACUGAUAAAUAUAUUUAAAAAUUAUAUGUUUAUAAAGUUUUUAAUUUGUAAAGGCAGUGUUAAAAAAUGUUCAGUUUAUAUUGUUUUAGAUUGUUUCAUAAUUUUGAAAGUGUAAAAUAACAUAUUUUUUCUUUAUCAAAAAACACCUUAUAAAAAUCUUCUGUAGUAAAAUGAAUUCAUUUUACUGGUAUAUUAUUACUUCAUCUUUUGUACCAUCAUAAAAUGUUGUGCAAAUUUUUUUACAGAAAUUUUUUAUUUUCUAUGACAAUAUGACACUUUUAAAUUGUUAUUUCAAAAUGAACAGUGAAGCCUUAACUUUAAAUGAUGUUUGUAUUCUCGGACACUGAGUAGCAUUAAAAAGGGGGGGGGGAGAACACAUAGGAUUGAAUUGUAAUUUAAAAUUUCCAAACAGUGACUACUACAUUCCAAAGAAACAGUUGAAUUAAACAUUUUCAUAAAA